UGCCUGUCAGGAGAGUUUUAAUAGAUGAAAUAAUAGUAGAGUACGGCGACUAUGUAGUAGUAUAUGCUAUAUAGUACUAAUACCACAAUACAAACAGUUUUACCUGUGGGCUCUGGGUGUGCGUGAGGGUCCCAUUGAAGUAAACAAGGUCUAGGGUUGGUUUUUUUGUUUUUUUUGUUUUUUUUUUGGGUAGUCAAAGAUUAUAGAGGACAGAAAUGCAGCAGCAAUCACCAGAUAUGUUGAAUAAUGGUGCACCUUCAAUUCCUGCAAAUACUAAUAUCACCACUGAGCAGAUUCAGAAGUACCUGGACGAGAAUAGAGACUUGAUUCUGGCAAUAAUGGAAAAUCAAAAUGUGGGAAAAUUUGCCGAGUGUGCCCAGUAUCAAGCCCGACUUCAGGAUAACUUAACAUAUCUAGCUAAAAUCGCUGAUUCCCAUCCACAGCCACCAGUGCCUUCUCAGAUGCCCUCUCAAUCCACAGGGCAACAAGGGCUUUUCAUGCAGCAUCCCCAGGCAACAAUGUCUCAGCAGCAACCAGGUCUUUUCACCCCAAAGUUGCCUUUCCAGUUGAAUGAUCAGCAUCAGCAUCAGCGUCAGCAGCAACAACAAUCACACUACCUCCAGCAACAGCAACAGCAACAACAACAACAACACUACCUCCAGCAACAGCAACAACAACAACACUACCUCCAGCAACAGCAACAGCAACAGCAACAACAACAGCAACAGCAACAGCAAUUCUUCCAAGGGCAGAUGGGUCUGAGACCAGGGGGAAUGUAUCAGGCCAUGCAGGGAAGCAAUUUGUUUGGUAUGCAGGGAAGCAAACAAGAUAUCUCAGAGGCUGGUGCUGGAGAUUUUCUCGGAAAGUUGGCUUCCAGACGUGAUGAAGGCACAGAUUCGUAAGCAAGACGGAUCUGGUCAUUUACAGUUUUUCGUUUUCUCUGCAUUUACCCGCUUUGGGCUGCUACUCUAGCCAUCCCAGUACAUGUGCCGAAGUCUUUUCCUCUCAACACUCAAGAAGUGGUUGAAGUAUGUUGCACAAUCAUGCUUUUGGCGUAAUCUUGUUUGUCAAUUACAAAUUUGGGGCAAAGCGUUUUCACUUAUAGAUGACAAACUUUUUUA
This is a messenger RNA of Quercus lobata, 1121 nucleotides long. Its product is annotated as GRF1-interacting factor 2-like. Bases 216 to 902 code for a protein of 228 amino acids. The transcript is spliced from 4 exons. Lineage: Eukaryota; Viridiplantae; Streptophyta; Magnoliopsida; Fagales; Fagaceae. The record is from RefSeq and is a predicted model, not a curated record.